CUUUCGAUUCAGCAUGUACGGGACGUGGGGCAACAAGAAGCAGGCGGCCGAGAGCGCUGCGCCGUUCCGCUACUCGGUGACGAAGGGCGACACGCUCAGCAGCAUCGCAGCCAAGACCAACAUGGCCGAGAAGAAGAUCCGCGAGCUCAACCCGAUCGUCUUCAGCGGCAAGAGCAACAACGUGUACCCGGGCCAGGAGCUCAUCGUCGACGAGCCGCUCGCAGUAUCGCUGCCGCCGCCGCCCGAGUUCAUCGACCAAGGCUGGGGCCAGAUGCACGUCGUGCGGUCCGGCGACACGGUCAAGAGCAUCGCGCUCGAGUUCAACACGACCGAGGAGGCGAUCCGCAACGACAACCGCCAAUACUUCCCCAAAGGCGAGCGGGGCAUCAUGUUUCCAGGCCAGAUGCUGCACAUCCGCGUCAUCAACACGAUCCCGGACCCGAACCACGUUGACGCCCACGCCAUCAUGCACGUCGUGACGCAAAGCGACACGUUCGACUCGAUCUGUGCGCAGCACAAGACGACCAAGGCCCGCCUCCUGCUCAAGAACAAGGUCGCGUUCCCGAACGGCAUGAAGCCGCGCCUAGUGCCUGGGCAAGCGCUCGUCGUCGGUCACAACUCGGCUGCAGAAGACCGCAUGCGGCACAUUGGCGAGGUGAAGCUCACCAAGCAGAUCCACGUGGUGCAGGUCGGCGAGACGCCCGAGUCGGUGGCAGCGCACUACGGCAUGACGAUCGACGAGCUGCGCGAGUUCAACCGCGCCUACUUCCCCAAGGGUUACCGCGGCGAAAUCCGGCCCAGUUACAAGCUCGUCGUGAAGCGCGUCGACAACCAAGCGGACGAAGCUGGCCACAACCAAGUGCAGGGCAGCGACGACGACGACGACGAUAACGCUGCUGCCGUGCCCAACACGUACGACACGAUCAUGAGCCCUGUGCGAAAGCCGCGAAAGACCAAGAAGAAGGCGCGGCCGACCAACCAGCAGAGCGACUCGGACUCGGCGUAGACGUGUAUAAUAGACAGAACAUGCAUCUCUAGGGUGCUCCGUCGUG
Molecule: messenger RNA, 1052 nt
Organism: Saprolegnia parasitica CBS 223.65
Lineage: Eukaryota; Oomycota; Saprolegniomycetes; Saprolegniales; Saprolegniaceae
Exons: 1
Coding region: 14-1006 (330 amino acids)
Source: RefSeq, a predicted model, not a curated record